This is a messenger RNA of Penaeus vannamei (Pacific white shrimp), 687 nucleotides long. Lineage: Eukaryota; Metazoa; Arthropoda; Malacostraca; Decapoda; Penaeidae. The record is from RefSeq and is a predicted model, not a curated record.
AUGGAAGAAACGUUUUUAAAAGGUAUCGCACUCUGUAUACGAAGCAAUAUUCCCAGCAUCCAAGAUCACCCGAAAGCACACCCCUUCCACAGACCUCUCGAAAGCACACCCCUUCCACAGACCUCUCGAAAGCACACCCCUUCCACAGACCUCUUCGAAAGCACACCCCUUCCACAGACCUCUCGAAAGCACACCCCUUCCACAGACCUCUCGAAAGCACACCCCUUCCACAGACCUCUCGAAAGCACACCCCUUCCACAGACCUCUCGAAAGCACACCCCUUCCACAGACCUCUCGAAGCACACCCCUUCCACAGACAAUUCCACAGACCUGAAAGCACACCCCUUCCACAGACCUCUCGAAAGCACACCCCUUCCACAGGAGGAAUGCGCCGACCUCAGCUACCAAACCGAAUACCUGAGAUCUCCGACUUCACACUGCAACAGAAGCGUUGAUCAAAGGGGCGUGUCCCACCAAAGGUCAAUACCCUUUAUAUCAUAUAAUUCGUCGAAAACUAAAUCAGGAAGGAUAAACACCCGCGGUCUCAACCCACCAGCGCCCUGCCAUGUCCGCGAGCGUGACGUGAGCGCUGCGUUGCGAGGAAGGUAUAUCAAUGUCACACUCGGUUUGCUGGCGACUCGUACCAAGGUCUCGCAAGGAGGAAUUCACGCGAUAUCGGAUGAAUAA